Molecule: messenger RNA, 3217 nt
Organism: Arabidopsis arenosa
Lineage: Eukaryota; Viridiplantae; Streptophyta; Magnoliopsida; Brassicales; Brassicaceae
Source: the annotation of a GenBank genome assembly
AGCCCGGGUCUCAGUGGAAAGAGCCUUGGGCUUAUCACAGGUUCUGUCUGGAUCAUCUGUGGCGUUUCUCCAGGCUACGACCACAAUAUGGAGUUUCUUGUGGAGCAGGCUGGUUUGUCAAGUAAGAAUGAAGAAUUUGAUUCCUACAUGAAGAAGAUCAAAGACAAUAAUCCAGAAGCUUGGAAAUUGUUAGACCAAAUCCCUCCACAUCAAUGGGCUCUAGCUCAUGACAGUGGGGGUGUGAUGAUUCUGUUUGAUGAGCUGAGAGACGCUUUUGACGAGUCUUUUAGCCGUAGCCGAGGUUUUCUUAACCGCGGUGAUGUGUACACAGAACAUGUCAUGAAAAAGCUUGAAGAGUUCAUGAAAGGUUCUGCUACUUGGGUUAUAACGCUCUUCGAAGGAGAUGCAUAUCAGGUCAACUUCGAAGGGAUUGUUCAGUUGAAUGAGUCAACUUGCACUUGUGGAGAGUUUCAAAGGAACAAGUUCCCAUGUCUGCACGCUCUAGCAGUCUGUAAUGAGCUGAAUAUCAACCCGUUGCAGUAUGUAGACGACUGUUACACUAUUGAACGGUAUCACAAAACGUACGCGGCUACAUUUUCCCCUGUUCCGGAGUUAUCAGCUUGGCCGGAAGGUUCUGGCGUUCCAACAUUGCUUCCUCCGGUCAUUGAGCAGCCUCCACCUCAAGUAUCAGGGAAAGAGACCGAGGAUGUUCAUCUCGAAGAAGAAGAAGAUGAUGAUGAUGAAGAUUAUGAAGUCGAAGAUGAUGAAGAUGAAGAAGAUGAUGAAGAAGAAGAUGAUGAAGAAGAAGAAGAUGAAGAUGAGUGGUCAACUUGUGUCUCUGUUUGUCUUCCUAAUCCGUACUCUGUUUUUUCUCUUCUUUUGGAGGAAAAAAAAAUGGAAUGGAUAAAAUCAAUGCCCAAAGUCGAGCUUCAUGCUCAUCUCAACGGCUCCAUUAGAGACUCUACUCUUCUAGAGCUUGCUAGGGUUCUUGGUGAGAAAGGUGUUAUUGUGUUUGCUGAUGUUGAACAUGUCAUUCGAAAAAAUGAUCGAUCUUUGGUUGAAGUCUUCAAGUUGUUUGAUUUGAUCCAUAAGAUCACUACUGAUCACAAAACCGUGUCAAGGAUCACUAGAGAAGUUGUAGAAGAUUUUGCUUUAGAGAAUGUGGUGUAUCUCGAGUUAAGAACAACUCCAAAGAGGAAUGAUUCGAUAGGUAUGAGUAAACGGUCUUACAUGGAUGCGGUAAUCCUAGGUCUGAGAUCUGUCAGUGAAGUCGAUAUUGAUUUUGUUACGGCAUCUGAUUCUCAAAAACUGCUCAAUGCGUGUGAUGGAAUUGAAAGAAAGAAGAUUUAUGUUAGACUUCUUCUUAGUAUUGAUCGUAGAGAAACAACAGAGUCCGCAAUGGAAACUGUUAAGCUCGCAUUGGAAAUGAGAGAUGUCGGGGUUGUUGGUAUCGAUCUUUCAGGGAAUCCUCUUGUUGGAGAAUGGAGCACUUUCUUGCCUGCAUUACAAUUCGCGAAAGACAAUGAUCUUCACAUCACUCUUCACUGUGGAGAGGUCCCCAAUCCGAAAGAGAUCCAAACCAUGCUUGAUUUUAAACCGCAUCGAAUUGGCCAUGCUUGUUUCUUCAAAGAUGAAGAUUGGACAAAGUUGAAAUCUUUCCGGAUUCCGGUUGAAAUAUGUUUAACAUCCAACAUCAUAACCAAAUCGAUAUCUUCCAUCGAUAUCCACCAUUUCGCUGAUCUCUACAAUGCCAAGCAUCCAUUGAUUCUAUGCACUGAUGAUUUUGGAGUAUUCUCCACUAGCCUCUCCAAUGAGUACGCUCUCGCUGUUGGUUCCUUUGGUCUUGGUAAAAGAGAAACCUUUGCAUUGGCUAGAACAGCCAUAGACGCAACGUUUGCAGAAGAUGAAGUUAAGCAACAACUUUGGUUGAUUUUUGAUUCAGCCUCGCCAGAAUCUCUGAGAAAGCUAAUUGAAAUCAAUCACCGGAAAACUAGACCAUUCUUCACCGCCGCCACCGCUUCAUCGCCUUCCGGCGGAACCGUUUCUCUGAUCCCACCGCAGUUUUCGCCGUUGUUCCCACAUUUCUCACAUCGUUUAUCUCCGCUCUCGAAAUGGUUCGUUCCUCUUCAUGGACCUCUCUUCCUCUCUUCUCCUCCUUGGAAACUGCUUCAGUCUGCUACACCUUUGCAUUGGCGAGGAAACGGCGCUGUUUUGAAGAAGGUCGAAGCUCUGAAUCUCAGAUUGGAUCGAAUUAGAAACAGAACUAGGUUUCCGAGACAGUUAGGGUUACAGUCUGUAGUACCAAACGUAGUGACGGUGGAUCGCAACGAUUCAGAGGAAGAAAAUGGUGGAAUAAUCAAGAGUUUUGUCAAUGUGCCUAAUUUGAUAUCAAUGGCAAGAUUAGUAUCUGGUCCUGUGCUUUGGUGGAUGAUUUCGAAUGAGAUGUAUUCUUCUGCUUUCUUAGGGUUGGCUGUUUCUGGAGCUAGUGAUUGGUUAGAUGGUUACAUGGCUAGGAGGAUGAAGAUUGAUUCUGUGGUUGGCUCUUACCUCGAUCCUCUUGCAGACAAGGUUCUUAUCGGAUGUGUCGCAGUAGCAAUGGUGCAGAAGGAUCUCUUACAUCCUGGACUGGUUGCAAUUGUGUUGUUACGGGAUGUUGCACUCGUUGGUGGUGCAGUUUACCUAAGGGCAUUAAACUUGGACUGGAAGUGGAAAAAUUGGAGUGACUUCUUCAACCUCGAUGGUUCAAGCCCUCAGAAAGUAGAACCAUUGUUUAUAAGCAAGGUGAAUACAGUUUUCCAGUUGGCUCUAGUCGCUGGUGCAAUACUUCAACCCGAGUUUGGGAAUGCAGAUACCCAGACAUGGAUCACUUAUCUAAGCUGGUUAGUUGCUUCGACGACUAUGGCUUCAACUGCAGCUUAUGGAGUACAAUACUGGAAGAAGACACCUAUCUCUAUGAUUAAGAGAUCAUAGUUCCAGACAUUUAUUAACUUCACACGACAGCCCAUACCGAAAGAAGCUUGAACAUGUGUUGUUGUUUUCCGGAAUACGCAGCUCUCAUUUUUUUCACUGCAAACUUAAAUAUAGAGAAAGCGAGAAAGGAAGAACUAGUUUAACAUUUGAAAAACGAUGUCUUGGCUUUUUCUUGUACAAAAAAAUAGGCUUCUCGUAAUUUUCUUUUCUUCCGAUCUUCUGGUAAAAAUAAUUCUGAAGUUGGGUG